AUGGCUGCCGAAUCCGCAAUCAGACCCCUGAUGGCACUAGAGGCUUCACACCGUCCGCCCAGAGCCGCCCAGCUCUCGUCUCGGGAGACAGAGCGUGAGACCAGCACCACCAACCGGGCGAGCCCUUCGCGGGAGAGAACGCCGCGUCUGGAAAGGAGGAGACGCUACACCUGGGGGUCCCGGCCAGGCACACCCGUGUGUCCCCCGGAGCACCGCGGUUCCCGCCGCCAGUCCCAGCCACGGGCUCAUCGGGGGAGGCCGAGCACCCGACCCACAGGAGACACGCAGUUUCCGGUUUCCCGGCGGUUCCCCCGACCUCGGUGCUGCGGGGGCGCAGGAAACCAAGGCCGCGCGGUCCCCGACCCCAAAGCCGCCGCGGCCCCGCCGGACGGCCAGCUGAGCACAGAAGCGGCCUCGGGUGCGCACGGACGGCUCCGAGAGGCCGGUCGGCUGCCCCCCGCCACCCGAGCGGGGGCCCCUGCGGGGGCGUGUCCGCGGGGACGGCGGGGACCAGAGGCCCAGGAAGCACUCGAUCUGCUCCGGACCACGAAGAGUGCGGGGCGCCGGGGGCGGGCCCAGCCCCGGCCCCGGCCCCGGGGUCGAGCCCCGCGCGCGGCUCCCCGCUCGGCCGGCGGCUGUCCUCCCUCCCGCUCUCGCGCCCUCCGGAACGACAAGAUCCUCCCGACGCAGCCGAGCAGGGACACAGCGGCCGCGACGCCGACAGGCUCGGCGCGGGACCCCGGCCCGAGGCCCACCCGCCGCCGCCCAGCCCCCGCCAGCUCCCGGCGCCGAAGCGCCGCGGCCCGGCCCCGCCGGCCUCUCAACCCCAGUCCGCUGCGGUCCCGGGAAGCCAGAGCCCCGCGGCCGCCGCCCCCAGCCCGCGCCGCUCCUCACCCCGCGCUGCUUCCCUCUCCGCGCCCGCCGCGGCCACGAAUACGUUAUGCGCACGCGCCCCGCGCGCUAGGGAAGCACUUCCGGGGGCCAACGGGCUGGGGGUGGGGACGGUCUCCCGAGUGCGCAUGCUCGCUCUGCCUGAAGCGCCGGAGGCGCGAGGAAAAGGGGCGGGGCUGA
Messenger RNA from Mustela lutreola (European mink), 1071 nucleotides. RefSeq names its product basic proline-rich protein-like. NCBI's taxonomy places the organism in Eukaryota, Metazoa, Chordata, Mammalia, Carnivora, Mustelidae. The coding region runs from base 1 to 1071 and encodes 356 amino acids. The record is from RefSeq and is a predicted model, not a curated record. The transcript is spliced from 2 exons.